Messenger RNA from Budorcas taxicolor (takin), 5163 nucleotides. RefSeq lists its product as uncharacterized. Gene Ontology annotation, molecular function: zinc ion binding; aspartic-type endopeptidase activity; nucleic acid binding. Gene Ontology annotation, biological process: virion assembly; DNA integration; proteolysis. NCBI's taxonomy places the organism in Eukaryota, Metazoa, Chordata, Mammalia, Artiodactyla, Bovidae. The record is from RefSeq and is a predicted model, not a curated record.
AUGGGGGAAAACGUUUCUCCCGAUCCUGAGUCUGGUGGGCAGUGGUCGCCCUUCAGUAAGGUAACUUUGGGGAACAGGACAACAGCAACCUGGGAUAAGCCUAGUUCAGUGUUUUCGGCCAAUAUUUGUUCGUCUACUGUCUAUCACUUGUCUCUGUUUGCCGGCGGUGUGCUUGCUGUUUGUGCAUUUAUUGUGGAUGUUGCAGCCAUGCGUCAAAGUUAUUCUACACCGCUAUCUGUAAUGACUGACCAUUUUUCCGAUUUUAAGUCCAAGGCUCGGAAUCUAUCCCUGCUAGUAAAGAAGAGCAAGCUAAAAACCCUAUGCUCAUCUGAGUGGCCGACAUUUCAGGUGGGCUGGCCGCCGGAGGGAACUUUCGGGCUGCCAGUCAUCCAGGCUGUUAAAGAAAAGAUAAUGGCUCCUGACCCUCAGGUCCAUCCGGACCAAGCUCCUUACCUUCUGGUCUGGGAAAAUCUAGUAGAAGACCCUCCCGUCUGGCUGAAACCCUUUGUUCACAACCCCCCCAGUGCUUCUGUUCCACAGGUCCUGGUCAUGCAGACCUCUACGGAAGAAAACCGGGAGGCACGGGAGAGCCGGAAGAAACCAACACUGAAAUCUCGCCUCUCCCGUAUAUCCUGCCACCCUUGCUCCUGCAGGUACCUCAGGUGUUGUCCGGAGAACAAAGAGGGAACUCAGAACCCUCGGCUCCACAGCAGGGAGAGGGGGCCAGCCCAGGGAACUCGCGGAAGCACCCGAGGGGGCGGGGACUCGUCUGACUGUGGGAGCCGAGAGGCCCCUUCGUCUACCGUUCGGGCGCUUCCUGUCCGGGUCGGGCCGGCAAAUCCUGACGGAGAACGGAACUAUCAAUAUUGGCUGGUCUCGACCAGUGACCUAUAUAACUGGAAAGCUCAAAACCCCUCUUUUUCUGAAAAGCCCCAAGGCCUUAUUGAUCUUUUAGACACUAUCCUGUUUACUCACAAUCCUACUUGGGAUGAUUGUCAGCAGCUGUUACAGGUGCUUUUCACCACAGAGGAACGGGAGCGAAUUCUGUCGGAAGCGCAGAAGCACGUUCCCGGAGCGGAUGGGAGGCCGACCAUGCAGCCCCAUCUAGUGGAAGAAGGGUUCCCUUCCAUGCAGCCGAACUGGGACUUUGAGCAUGCGGAUGGUAGGGAGCGUCUGCGCAUCUUUCGCCAGACUCUAAUGGCUGGCCUCCGGGCAGCAGCCAGAAAACCGACAAAUUUAUCUAAGGUGAAUCUGAUAAGACAGGAGCCAAACGAGAGCCCGGCAGCCUUCUUAGAGAGGUUAAUGGAAGCCUUUAGGCAGUAUACGCCCAUGGACCCCCAGGCUGAUGAGUCACGCGCAGCAGUUCUGUUAGCUUUCACGAACCAGGCAGCUCCAGAUAUCAGGAGAAAGUUACAGAAGAUAGAAGGGCUGGGGGAAUUGUCAAUACAGGAUCUGGUAAGGGCAGCUGAGAAAGUGUUCAAUAACAGAGAGACCCCUGAGGAGAGGGAGGAACGGAUUAGACGGGAAGAAAGAGAUAUGAGGAAUGGAUUAGAUGAGGAAAGGGAAUAUAGGGCCGAAGAAAACCGGAGAAAUCAGAAAGAGCUAGCUCAGAUCCUUUUUGCGGGGACGAGAAAGGGGCCUGAAGCCCCAAGCACUAAAGACACCCAGUCAGGAGGAAAGGAAAAACCAGCUAGACCUGCCCUAAAGAGAGACCAAUGCGCUUACUGCAAAGAGCAGGGACACUGGAAAAAUGAGUGCCCCAAGAGAGAUCUGAAGAAAAAGACUGUAAGACAGGAAGAAUCUUCCUCAGGGACCUACGUCUUAUAUGCAGGGGAAGAUAGUGAUUAGGGGGGUCAGGGCCCGGCAUCUCUCCCCGAGUCCUGGGUAACUGUUAAUGUGGAGGGGAAACCGGUCGGCUUCAUGGUGGAUAUAGGAGCCCAAUACUCAGUUCUCAACCAAAACUUUGGGCCGAUGUCCAAAAAGACUAGCUUGGUCGAGGGAGCCACCGGGACAAAGAGAUAUUACUGGACUACUAAACAGAAAGUGGACUUGGGAGCCCAACGGGUGUCCCACUUAUUUCUGGUGAUCCCGGAAUGUCCGGCCCCUUUAUUAGGAAGAGACCUAUUGGCCAAAGUCAAUGGGCAAAUUCAUUUUGACUCUGGGGGGAUAUCAGUCACAGACGGGCUUGGACAACCAAUUCAUGUUCUAUCCCUGGCACUGAGAGAGGAAUAUAGACUAUAUUCACCAAAUCCCCCUGCAGCGGUGGAUCCUGCUAUGCAACAGUGGAUUCAGAAAUACCCUCUGGCCUGGGCAGAGAUAGUGGGAGUAGGACUGGCUAAACAAAGACCUCCCAUUGUUGUUGAAUUAAAAGCAAAUGCUAUUCCUGUGAGGGUGAAACAGUAUCCCAUGAGCCAGGAGGCCCGGCAAGGAAUUAUGCCACACAUCCAGCGCCUCCUAAAGGCAGGAAUUCUCAAAAAGUGCCAGUCCCCAUGGAACACUCCCCUGUUGCCUGUGAAAAAGCCCGGGGGAGCAGACUUUAGACCAGUCCAAGAUCUUCGUGAAGUCAACAAACAGGUGAGUGACAUUCAUCCCACUGUCCCUAACCCAUACACACUCCUGAGCAGCUUGCCACCAGACUAUGUCUGGUAUACAAUUUUAGACUUGAAAGAUGCCUUUUUCAGCUUGCCUUUGGCACCCCAGAGCCAGGAAAUCUUUGCAUUUGAAUGGGCUGACGAGGACGGCCAAACUGUGGGGCAGCUGACCUGGACUCGCCUCCCACAGGGGUUCAAAAACUCGCCGACGUUGUUCAAUGAGGCUCUAGGCGAAGAUCUCUGUGAGUAUCGAACCAGCCACCCCGAAGUCGUUCUGUUGCAGUAUGUAGAUGACCUAAUGCUGGCCGCUACGACUAGGGAGGUUUGCCUAAAGGCCACAGGCGAUCUCCUCCAGACUUUGGGGACAUUGGGCUACCGGGCAAGUGCGAAGAAGGCCCAAAUUGCUAGACAGGAAGUCAUUUAUUUGGGAUAUAAAAUAAAACAGGGACAAAGAUGGUUGACUCAGGCUAUGAAAGAGACUAUUCUACGGAUCCCUGAGCUUUCAACUCCCCGGCAGGUGAGGGAGUUUCUAGGGACGGUUGGGUACUGCAGGCUAUGGAUUAUGGGGUUUGGAAAAGGCCCGAUGAGGCGGGCAUUUCAGGAACUUCAACAGGCAUUACUGGAAGCCCCAGCCCUUGCUCUUCUGGACCCAGCUAAGCCGUUUCAACUGUUUGUGGGUGAAAAGCAGGGAGUAGGGAAGGGAGUCCUGACGCAGCAAUGGGGACCGUGGAGAUGGCCUGUGGCAUAUCUCUCUAAACGACUGGACCCAGUAGCUGCGGGAUGGCCACCCUGUCUCCGUAUCAUCGCGGCCACUGCUGUCCUUGUCCAUGAUGCUGACAAGCUGACUUAUGGACAGCGUCUCCUGGUCUACACUCCUCAUGUCAUAGAGGGAAUCCUCAAACAGCCACCUGGUAAGUGGAUUUCUAAUGCUGGCUUAACCCAUUACCAGGCCCUGCUGCUGGAUGCUCCCCGGAUACACUUUCAAACACCUUGUUUUCUGAACCCUGCCACUUUGCUACCCAUCCCGGAGGAGGACGGGCCCCUCCAUGACUGUGUUGAAGUGUUAGCUGAGGUAACCGCCAUACGAAAAGACCUCAGCGACUUGCCAUUAGAAAACAAUGAGCUGGUAUGGUUCACGGAUGGGAGCAGUUAUAUAAAGGAUGGACAGAGAAAAGCGGGGGGAGCCAUAGUAGAUGACACUGGGAGGAUCAUCUGGGCUGAGGCCUUGCCCCCUGGAACAUCUGCCCAAAAAGCGGAACUGAUAGCUAUGAUACAAGCACUAGAGAGGGCAAAAGGAAAAAGAAUCGCUAUUUACACUGACAGCCAAUAUGCAUUCGGCACUGUGCACAUUCAAGGCCCCAUAUAUAAAGAGCGGGGGCUCUUGACGGCGGAGGGAAAAGAGAUUAAAAACGUGCCUGAGAUUCGCAGACUCUUGGCAGCGGUCCACUUGCCCCGGGCAGUGUCCAUAGUGCAUGUCCCGGGACACCAGAAAGGAGAGGGUGUCAGGGCCCGAGGCAACCGUGCUGCCAAUGCAGCAGCCCGUGAGGCUGCUGCUGGAGACCACGAAGCCCAUAUACUGACUAAGAAAACCAUCCAGGAUAUAGUCCGCACCUGCAAGGCCUGCCAGAUGACGAGACGGGGAAAAGGACAGCACACAGGUGUAAGAUAUUGGGGGGAAAGGCCAGGACAUCAUUGGGAGAUAGAUUUCACUGAGGUAAGGCCAGGCAAGUAUGGGUACCGUUACCUGUUAGUUUUGGUUGAUACGUUUUCUGGGUGGGUAGAAGUUUACCCUACUAAGAAGAAGACAGAGAUAGUAGUAGCUAAGAAGCUCCUAGAAGAGAUUAUACCUAGGUUUGGGCUGCCGGCAUCUAUCGGCUCUGAUAAUGGACCUGCAUUUGUGGGUAAAAUUGUUCAGGGACUGGCCUCAGCCCUGGGGACCAAAUGGAAGUUACAUUGCGAAUACAGUCCCCAGAGCUCAGGACAGGUAGAAAGAAUGAAUCGGACCCUAAAAGAAACUUUAACAAAACUGGCAAUAGAGACCGAUGGAGACUGGGUGACCCUCCUUCCCUUCACGCUUCUUUGGGCACGAAACACCCCCUAUAAACUGGGUUUGACUUCCUUUGAAAUUGUAUAUGGAAGUCCGCCCCUCGUUUGUCCAGCAUUUGAGGAAAAGACCAAACCACCUCUCUCGCUACACGCUUUCCAACAGGAGAUGCUAGCUUUGAGUAAGGUGCAUAAACAUAGCUGGUCAUUGGUACGGGAAAUUCAUGAGGGCCAAAAUGAAGGAACAAUCCCAUCUCAUAAUAUAGGCCCGGGAGAUUGGGUCUGGGUUAAAAGACACCAGUCAAGGACCUUAGAACCAAGAUGGAAGGGCCCUUAUGUUGUUCUUCUUACCACUCCUACUGCUCUCAAGGUAGACGGAAUUGGACCCUGGGUACAUUGCAACCACAUGCGACAGGCCACUCCAGAGGAACAAGAGAGGGCUCAAAGAGAAUGGAAGUCAACACUGCAUCCCUCCAAUCCCUUAAAAUUGAAGCUCGUCCGACAGCAGAUCUCAGACGGAUCACUCUGA